GAAUCUGAGGGUAUCAGCAGAGAGGAACACACAAGUGCUGAGCAACUGUACGCGUUGUGCUCGCCUGCUGCGGACGCUUGUGUUUGUUUGCUGACUGAAGUGUUGUUCUGUCUGCACCGCGCCAAGGGAAAUCGCCACCUAACAAAGCUCCGACUGUGUGCGGUCCAGCGACUGGAAACAGGAGAGCGAGUCAGAAAGUGAGAGGAGAAACAGUUUGGGGCUCCACUGCAGAUCUGCGAAGAUGCAAUGCCAAGAGUUCACGCUCUGACGGAUGCCGCUUACCUGUAGUACGUCUUAAAGCCGGCGCAACAGAGGACGGGACGAUCUGAUCGCUGACUUCACAAGCUGCAUGGGGUUCUAGUGUGUUGUGACUGCUUCUUUUACAGGAAAUCCAAAACGAAGCCCAAUGGAAAGAAAGCACCCGCGGAGGAGAAGAAGCACUACAUGGAGCCAGAGUACACGAAAGUGCGGGUCAUGGACUUCGACCUGAAAGAUUUGGUGUCGCUUCCCACCAAAGAGAUCGACCUCAACGAAUGGCUCGCCAGCAACACAACGACCUUCUUCAAUCUCAUUAAUCUACAGUACAGCACAAUCUCAGAGUUUUGCACUGGGGACACAUGUCAAGCCAUGACGGCCUGCAACACGAUAUACUACUGGUACGACGAGAGGGGGAAGAAGACGAAGUGCACGGCGCCGCAGUACGUCGACCUCGUCAUGACGUUCGUGCAGAAGUUAGUGACGGACGAAGAGAUCUUUCCCACGAAAUACGGCAAAGACUUCCCCAACUCGUUCGAGUCUCUGGUGAAGAAGGUGUGCCGGUAUCUGUUUCACGUCUUGGCUCACAUCUACUGGGCUCACUUCAAAGAGUCGGUGGCUCUGGAGCUGCAGGGACACUUGAACACGCUCUUCGCACAUUUCAUGGUGUUCGUCAGAGAAUUCAACCUGAUCGAGCCCAAGGAGACCUGCAUCAUGGACGACCUGUCGGAGGUGCUGUGCGCCCCGCUGCCGCCCCAAACACACGGCAACCACGCGACCGAGAGAUGAGCCUCUCCUCCCGCAGGCGACUCUCCUCUCGACGGGGCCCCGAGGGGGCCCUCGUAACCAGCACAGAUCGCUGUGAAUGUUUCCCACGGGACGAAACCAUCCGUCUCCGUUCUCGUUUAUACAGGAACUCUUUGUAUUUCACUUCGCGGUUUUAUUAAGUUUUUUCUCGCGCAUGCGCUCUCGGAGGUUUUCGUCUUCUUUUAGGGAAUGGUGUUUCAGCUCGGCAGUGCCUUAGAUUUGCAGCUAAGGUAUUGUCGGUUUAUAUGCAACAAUAACGUACGAUUGACCUCUGGCUCCCCCUUGUGGAGGGAGCGACGUCCCGCGCCGACUCUUCGUCCUCCCCGCAGCCUUAUUUCGCCUAAAACUGUAGCGGACUAGUGCAGAAUCCUUUUUUUUUUCAUAUCCUAGCCGUCAUAAUCAGUGUCUUUUGUGUUUUCGAAUCAUUUCCGAUGUACUAGUCGGCCUUCUACGAUGACGUGUGAAGGUGGUAGGUUAGCGACAAGGAUAUCAGCGGUAUCUGCGGACCGAUGGUCGCUGUGUUGCAUUGAUGAGCACAUCCUCCAGCGUCACGACCUUCAUUAUUUUUUUUAUUUCACUUCUUCUUUUAAGUUAUCAGAGGUCAUGAAUAUUGUGGCAGCCCACGUGUGUAGAAAAUGCACAUUAAGUUGAAACUAAAUAGAUUGAAACUAUAUAUAUAUAUAUAUAU
Molecule: messenger RNA, 1750 nt
Organism: Puntigrus tetrazona (Sumatra barb)
Lineage: Eukaryota; Metazoa; Chordata; Actinopteri; Cypriniformes; Cyprinidae
Gene: mob2a
Product: MOB kinase activator 2a
Exons: 5
Coding region: 445-1044 (199 amino acids)
Biological process (GO): positive regulation of protein phosphorylation; signal transduction
Cellular component (GO): cytoplasm; nucleus
Molecular function (GO): protein kinase activator activity
Source: RefSeq, a predicted model, not a curated record